Medioppia subpectinata is the source of this 1268-nucleotide messenger RNA. The record is from the annotation of a GenBank genome assembly. NCBI's taxonomy places the organism in Eukaryota, Metazoa, Arthropoda, Arachnida, Sarcoptiformes, Oppiidae.
AUGGUUUAUUAGGAAUUGUUUAAUAUUUAGAUUAUGUUUAAAUUAUGAUUUACCGGUAAUUAUGACUUUAUUAAAGGAGGCGUUCAAUCAUAUAUAGAGCUCAGAAAAACUUAGACAAAACAGAAGAUACUUCAAAUGGCGCGGAAUCACCCGUAGGGUCAGGAGACAGUUCCACUAUUUCCAACAGUUAUAACGAUAUCAAUAGUAAAAGUGGUACCAAUUGUUCUGCGAGCAGAUCAUCGGACAGUUCUUCUGAUGCAACCAAUUACGGAACCGCUGGUCUCUCAUCAGAUAUAUCUGCCAUAAGUUCGGCGACUCAGCCGUGGAAGUCAUUAGAACACGUAUCGCAACACAUGAACUCAGGCACAGCACCAAACCCUACAUGUGUUGCCAUCAAAAGCUCAGAUCACUAUAAGAUCAGUGAUUUUCAGAGUCUUUGUCUAACGUUUCCCGAAUUAACGGCAACACAAUUGCAGUCCAUUUUCGAACAGUGCGGAAAUGACUUCCAGAGAACCAUCGAUAGAGUUCUUAUGAAUAAAUGGUCACUCAAUGAUACUGACUGUAAGUCUAGUCUACAAAUGCAAAACAAUAACGACUGGUCAGCCGCUACUACAACAAGCUCCUCAAUGUGUGGAGACUAUGCAUCCAAUUGUAGCACUCAUUCGCCAUUCAUCCGGUCCCCACUGCCAUCCCUUAUGCCUCCUGAAUCCAUGUCCACUAAUUUCUAUAAUACCAGCUCUACUAAUGGCGAACAUUGCUAUGACUGGAGAUCUAAUUCAAGCUCAGGAGCUCUUAAUGAUGACUUGUCUAAUAGUGACUACGGAAAUGACUAUUACUACGACCAGUCUUCAGUGUCUUGUUCUGUGAUGUCAACACAGGGUAAUUCUCAGGCUAUGAGUGCCAACUGGAACUACGAUUAUACCGGUUAUUGGCACAACAAUUUACAGGGUAGUAAUGGUAACAACGGCUCAUACGACAUGAGCACCGGCUCACACACUCCAGAAGACAUGACCAUCACAUGGCCUAAUGGACAGACGGGUCCACUUGCCUUAGGACAAGCGAUGCACGAGUACAACAUAUGAGGACAAAUCUUAUUUUAAAUCUAAUCUAAUCAUUAUAUUCACCAUUUCUUGUGAUGCUGUAUAACCCGAAGAAUGUCUUAAUGUUUAUCAUACGUUUCAUAUCUGACACAAUUCAGAACAUAUAUAUAAAUACAAUAUAAAUUUGUAUACAUUUUCUGCUUUCAAUUAUUAUUUGAUUAACGGCUC